Mollisia scopiformis is the source of this 2248-nucleotide messenger RNA. RefSeq lists its product as uncharacterized. NCBI's taxonomy places the organism in Eukaryota, Fungi, Ascomycota, Leotiomycetes, Helotiales, Mollisiaceae. Gene Ontology annotation, molecular function: mRNA binding. Gene Ontology annotation, cellular component: nucleus; cytoplasm. The record is from RefSeq and is a predicted model, not a curated record. The coding region runs from base 477 to 1943 and encodes 488 amino acids. The transcript has 3 exons.
AGUGGGCUUGAAAAUGUCUGAGUCGAUCCUUGGUGCUGCAGCAUUCUUGGUCAACGGAAGAUCUGAGUCAACGGGAAGCCGACCCUGCUUCUGUUGUAUGUUAUUGAUGUCCUCGCCUUUCCUAGGACAAGGAGCUUGCCAGAGUUCCCAAUCGCUCACCCUGCCGCCAAAGAAGAUGGUGAACCAAUUACCAGCUCUCUUGAAGGUUACACACCGCAUCGCUCUCAAGCCGCAGAUGAUGAAGUCAACUCUGUCAGAUUCUCCUCACAAGAACCUCAAGGCAGAUGAUGAUUAUGCCCAGUCAUGUUCCAACCCUACUGAAUGGCUCCUAAGGCAGUUCCAUCCCUCCUAUAUGUUACAUAUAGAUAGACAAGUCUGCUCGAUGGAGGUCUGGUUGCUUUCGCCGUUGCGAUACUUUACCAGGAGUUUCACGUGUGAACCGCUUCAAAGACGGGUACACUGUAUUCAUUGUCAAUAUGGUUCUCAAGCCUUGUGGAGACGAGACUGGUGAAUACUAUCUUAUCGUUUCAAGUUUACCAUGGUCCGCCACUUGGCAGAAACUAAAAGACUUUGUCCGAUAUCCUGAGACUGGCGGCUGUAUAAAUGUAGAACACGUCUUUAUAUACCCUUCGGCAACCGAUGGCUGGGUCAAAAUCCGGGGCAGAGAGGACUUCGAGCGAGCAUAUGACAGAAGUGUUAAUGUCUUUACGGAAUUCCUCAACGGCCGAGUCUUCGAGGGGAAAGCAAUUGUCGCAGAUGGCCGUAACGGACAUAGCCUUGUGAAUCUUCGAGAUCUCGAACCCAUUCAAACCUCAAGCAAGCAACCCGCAUACAUCAAGACAUCUCCCCCUGAUACGCAUGCAUAUACUUCAUCUUCAACAAAGUACAAUCAGCAAACAGCGGGCGCAGAAUCCCUCUCGCACUACCAACCUUCUCUGAAUUCUAUCCAAGAUUUCAGUAGCCAAUCGCAGUCUCCAAUUGUCAGCUAUUCUUCCGGCUCCACAACAUAUUCCAACGAAAUGAGCCACUCACUGCAAUCUGCCAAUUAUGCAUCUUCGUCUCCAUGUACGUCCUUUAGCACUCAGUCGUUCAACUACGCUGCAGCUCCUACCUCCCAAAAUCUUUACAUGGCGAAUCCUCCACCGACUCCUAUCUAUGCUCGCCCGGUCCACAUGGGUUUCGCCUUGGUUCCGAUGGCUCAAAUCGUUCCUGCCCCUCCAGCUAUGAAGCCGCAGUACCAGUAUCCGCCAGCAGAGGAAGCUCAUCAUGUCGUUGUCCACACCGAAGCUCGAAAGGUCAUCAUCACAGACCUGUCCCACUCGAUCACCGAGAAAGAACUACGAAAUCUGCUCGAACGCGCAGCACAGAAAUCACGAUCUCGCUCUGCUACCCCAGCCGAAGAGUACCCAAUUGCAUCUUUUGACAUCCCCAGGCACUCAGACGGCAAAGCCAAAGGUCACGCCUUUGUUGUCUUCUCCUCCCCUCAUAUUGCCCAGCGCGUUAUGGAUGCAUUACAUGGAAAGAGGUUUCAACGCAGGGAACUUAAAGUCAGAUGGACUAAAGAAGGGGCAGAUUCAAAAGUACAACAGACUUACUCAACACAGCCUCCUAUCCCACCACGUUCUCAAGUAGCUCUAGCAACCUUUGCUCCACAGAUGGAUCAGACGUACUCCGCACAGCCACUCAUCCCACCACGUUCUCGAGCACCUCCAGCAGCUCCCACUUUACAGACGGGCCAGAUGUGGAUAGCAGGUGAUAGCAAUACCACUAGCACUAGCACAGAGCCCAAGAAAGAGAAGCGAGACAAGACAAGGACCAGAACUCAGGACAGGAACUGUGACGCAGACAGUGAACGUGAAAUAAUCUCCAGGACCAAAUCUAGGAACUCUGAGCGUGCUCCAAUGGUGGUAGAUGGUACUGGUGGGAAACGACGACAUCGCUGAGUCUUCGACCUUGGCACUGCCUGCAGAAACGCAUAUCGCUGGGCAGAGGAUGGGUGCGAAUUUCCCAAAUAUGCGAAUGCGAGGAUGCGUGUACGCUUGGUUGUUUGGAGUUGAGCGUCGGUUUCUGUCGAAUAAAAUGUUCCCAUGUUGAGAUGUUGAUGAAGUCUUCACUCUGGAGUUUAUGGUUUGUGCAAUCGCAGUGAAGAUAAUUAUACUUUAUUUGACAUGUAAACUUCACAUGCGUUUGUUCUUUUGUUUCGAUUCUUCGAUUGACAGCAUUACUUCCACCGGUAUCGUGGAGUUGU